AGCUGUUUGUGCGACUGACGAUGCUGUGUGAAGAUGGAGGCUCCUGAAUACCUGGACCUGGACGAGAUCGACUUCUCCGACGAUUCAGUGUAUUCUGUGACGUCUCUGAAAAGCAUCCCAGAGCUGUCGAGGAGGAGCGAUGGUCCGGCCGAGGAGAGACCAGCUCCAGCCAUCAACUGGAGUCGUGGUGUGUCCUCCCACGGCGUUGGGGGGGUCAAACCCACGGGCCUGGCAGAAGUCCACAGUAAGUUCCGACCGGUGAAGAGGGUCUCCCCCCUCAAACACCAGCCAGAGACCACCGACUCCGAGUCCGAUGGGAAGGUCCUGGAGCCGGGGGAGGGCAGCAAGGACGACCCCAGCCCCGACAAACACACCCACCAUGCCUCCUCCUCCUCCUCUGAGGGCCAGGGAGGUAAAGCCAAGAACUUCAGUGGAGGAGGAGGAGGAGUGGGUGUCGUCGGGGGGAACAACCCCCAGGCGCUGUUUGGGGAGCUGGAGCACUACGACCUGGACAUGGACGAGAUCCUGGAUGUGCCUUAUAUCAAGUCCAGUCAGCAGAUGUCCACGCUGCCACGCGUCCCCCACGACAAGCGCUCGGUGACGGGGAGCAAUCUGAGUGGAGGAACCCUGGAGAGGAACCGCGGAGGAGGCCUGAAGAGCUCCACCUUAGCCCACAACGAGCCCCUGAGCCUGGGCAGCAGCAGCUCACAGACCCCGUACUGUGUUCUGUCACCGGUGAAGUGGUCCGACCUGAGGAAGUCCAAGUCUAUGGAUCCAGACCUCCAUCACCUCCACCGCUCCCCGGGUGGAGGAGGAGGAGGGGGAGGAGGCUACCAGCCGGAGCUGCUCUCCUCUAGCCUCCUCAGCUGCUCCUCCUCCCUGUCGUCUUUCUCCGACGCAGAUAAGUUGCUGUCGGCGCGGGUUUACCCAGACUCCCAGAGACCCAGUCUGGAGCCUCAGGGGGGCUCCAGCCUCAUGUUCCCCCUGCCGGGGUGCAGCAUGGGCAGGCAGGACGGGUCCAAGCCCUGGGCUCCUGGAGGAGGAUCAGGAGGAGGAUCAGGAGGGAGCAGCAGUGGGCAGAGGGGGUUUGGAGGAGCAGGAGCGGAGCUGGAUGAGGAGGCCAAGAAGAACCAGAACAUCAUCAACAUCGUCAGAGAAGGACAGAUCUCACUGCUGCCUCACCUGGCUGCUGAUAACCUGGAGUUGAUCAGAGACGAGGACAGGAACAACCUUCUUCACAUCUCUGCGUCUCAGGGUCACGCCGACUGUCUUCAACAUCUGACGUCUCUUAUGGGUGAAGACGGCCUCAACGAACGCAACAACCAGCAGCUGACGCCCGCCGGCCUGGGGGUCAAGAACGGGCAUCUGGAGUGUGUGCGGUGGAUGGUGAGUGAGACGGAGGCCAUCGCUGAACUGAGCUGCACCCGAGAACAUCCCAGUCUGAUCCACUACGCCGCACGCUACGGACAGGAGAAGGUCCUGUUGUGGCUGCUCCAGUUCAUGCAGGAACAGGCCAUUUCUCUGGAUGAAGUUGACCAAAACGGGAACACGGCCGUCCACGUGGCGGCUCAGUACGGACACCUCACCUGCAUCCAGACUCUGGUGGAAUACGGCUCCAACGUCACCGUCCAGAACCAGCAGGGGGAGCGGCCUUCCCAGAGUGCCGAGCGGCAGGGUCACACCACCUGCGCCCGCUACCUGGUCGUCGUGGAGACGUGCAUGUCUCUGGCCUCGCAGGUGGUCAAACUGACCAAACAGCUGAACGAACAGGCCACAGAGAGGAUGAGUCUACAGAAGCAGCUGCACAGACUGAUGGAGCCCAGCAAGACUGAGGGGACGCCCACCAGAUCACCAGGCUCCCAUCAUCCCCCAGUGGAGGCGUGGCCAGAGAUGAUGCUGACAGCGGAGGGGACGCCCAGUGAUGGGACCUGGAUGGUCCGUCAGGGGGGGGUGGGCCCUGACUCGGUGCUCCGGCAGCUCCUGGGGAAGGAUGCAUCCGAGCCGCUGUGUACCAGGGACAGGGUGCCUCCGGCGGGCGGCCUGAGCAGGGACGGCCCCUGUGGCCCCGGGGCCCCUGGGGGUCCUGGGGCACCCGGGCCCCCCCGCAGGACAGGGCUGGUGGAGCGGAGGGAGCUCAAACUGGCCAGACUCAAACAGAUCAUGCAUCGUUCGCUGAGUGAGUCGGAUUCAGACGGUUACCCGCCAGAGGAAGGGAAGGGUCAAGCCCCGCCCACAAACGCAGGGAUGCUGCGACCUGAGAGGCCGUCCCACCUGCCAAUCACAGAGGAGGAGCCAGUGUCCAACCACCUGCAGCUGAUGAUGAGGAAGCACCUCCCCUCGUCCUCGACCGCGGACAGGAAGCUGGCGUUCUCCCUCAGCGGGUCCAAGUCGGUGGACGGCUGCGGGUACAACCCCUCCCCCACGUCCAGCGACCCCGAGGCCGCCGACGGGAAAACCCCGGACGCUUCAGGCGACUUCAACGAUGCCAAUGGCCAGAAAGCCGCCACCAGCCCCAAGAGCGCGCUGAAGUCGCCGUCGUCUCGCAGAAAGACGUCGCAGAACCUCAAACUGAGGGUCACCUUUGACGAGCAGGUCCACAAGAGCGCCGUCCAGGAGGCGGAGCCAAGCAAAGGGCAUCAUGGGAAAGAGAGGACUCCAACAGGAAGCUCUGAGACCAAACGGUCGUUUGGGACAUUCCGUUCCAUCAUGGAGACGCUGAGCGGGAACACAAACCACAACAACAACAACGGCGGCGGUCAGUCCACGUGUCAGAACUCGCCUGGCAGGAAGUCCGAAGGUAAAGGAAGCCCUGGAGGGGGCGGAGCCAAGGGAAAGGGCAAAACCAGUAACGUUUAACUUGAUAAAUAUAAGUGCCUAACGACGGGCAGCGAGCACAAAGCGAAGAGUCGAGAGCGAACGGCGAGAGGCAGCGGCACGAGAAACAGCUGAACGUCCAACAUCAGGUUAAAGAGAAGAGGCGUCACUCUGAAC
This is a messenger RNA of Sphaeramia orbicularis (orbiculate cardinalfish), 2991 nucleotides long. It is a transcript of the gene sncaip, whose product is annotated as synuclein, alpha interacting protein. NCBI's taxonomy places the organism in Eukaryota, Metazoa, Chordata, Actinopteri, Kurtiformes, Apogonidae. The record is from RefSeq and is a predicted model, not a curated record. Gene Ontology annotation, molecular function: ubiquitin protein ligase binding. The transcript has 11 exons. Bases 34 to 2856 code for a protein of 940 amino acids.